ACUCUUCAGACUUCACUUGUUACUAAGAUCCUUCAAUCAACCUUGGUCUAGGGUGGUUUGUGACUUACAAGAUGCUGUAAUUGUAAUAUGCAUAGAGUGUUGAAGAACCUCUUAGAAUUAUAUUCCAUUUAAUGAUUUAUAACUGAAUGAUGAAUAUUUAAAUUAACAGAUGAUAAAGUACCUAAAUGGGUAUUCUUUCCACAACUUAUUCUGCAUAUUUCCUGCUUAGUUAAUUUCUUAUAGUCAUGUUAUCCAUCUUCAGACUGGAAAUAUUUUAAUUGUUACUUAGUAAAGGCUUUAAAUUUUAGAAAUGGAGGUUGAUGACGAGGUAGAAGCUGACUUACUGCGUCAGUUCAAUUGUCUCAACACAUCUGACAAAGAGGUUCUGGUUAAAGAACUUCAAGGAUUGCUGGGCAAAAGUUCGGAAUUGACUGAGCAAUCAGCACGUUUUUACCUUGAUAUGGCUGAUUGGAAUUUGCAAGCAGCCAUAUGUGCUUACUUUGACCUACAGUCAUCAACAAGGCUCCCUCAAAUGACGUUCUUGCAAGAUGUUACUAUUGGAGAAGGGGAAAGUGUACCUCCAAGCACCAGUUUUGUGAAAACGUGGCGAGUAGAGAACAGUGGGAAUGACCCAUGGCCGAUGGGUUGCCGCCUACUGCACACUGGUGGUGAUCGCUUGGGAGCCGCAGAGGCCAGUGAUCCAUUACUGUGUCUACCGCCACACACCAGUCUUGAGGUCUCCAUGAAGAUGGUGGCUCCUCCAAACAAAGGCCUCUACUCCAGCAAGUGGAGAAUGACUACACAUCAGGGACACUUCUUUGGUGACACAAUUUGGGUGAUACUGCAAGUGGAUGAUGGUGGGACUUUGGCUCUCAUGCAGCAAAUGAUGAACCUCAAAGAGCUCGGCUCAUCUCCUCCUGUAGCGCCACCCCCGUCUCCCGCACAUGCUGCAGCAGCCGCCGCCACUUCCUGCUCCUCUCUGAAUCCCUUCAGUCCUAACAGAGAUUUUGCCACGAUUCCUAGGCUCUCAUUUAUGAGUGCUCCUCUCCCAUUCUCCAGUGUUGGAGAUGGUGGCGCAUCAACCCCUUUGAUGAAUUUCCCUGCAGUUUCUGAUGCCGUGUGUACCUCUUCAGCCUCCUCUUAUUGUCCCAACAAUGAUCAAGGUUCCUUGUUGUCAUCUUUCCCUUGUCCGGGCUCUUUCGACCCACAAAGUGGCCAACCUCCAGACCCAGACGUGAACAUGAGUUAGCGAGCACAACUUGAAUUCGCUCCUGUACCUGACUUGUGUUACUGAACUACUCACUAAAUAUAUUAAUUGCUAUUCAAAUUCUCGCGUAUCUUUAUUGAAACGUAGAUGCCUUGUUUACUUCAAAGAGAUUCUUGAUCUUAAUGUGUAUAUCAGGCAUCUCUUGACAGGCUGUGGACUCUCAUUAGUUACGGUCUACUACAAUAAACCGGCACUAUUUCUUGGGACCUGGCAACUGCUACAGUUAUUGAUUUUUAUGUCUGCCUAAUUUUUUUACGGAUGAAAUAAAUUCAAUAAUAAUGUAAUCAGCUUCACGGCUGUGAGUGUGAAGUAAAUAAAGCGGUCAAAAAGCCUUAGUAAGAUUUAAAGUACAUUAAAAAUUAGUAUUCAUCUUAUUUGUGGGACUGCCAUCUCUGAUUAUUAAUUUAUUCUUGAAGUAAAAUUAAUGGCAGUUCAACUUUGAUGACCGAUUCUUCCGAUGAAUGUAUAUUAGUCAAGGUUAGCUGUGUUCUCUCACUAAAGUGUCUCGAGAUGUUAGCUCUGAAGAGCACUGUUCGAUACGAGCAUCACCUUCAUUUGCGCUGAUUACUUUAGGCACGCACUUGUCUGGCAUCCAUAUUUGUUACUGUUCUUGUCCCUCUUUACUUCUAACAUCCAUACUCUCUGUACCGCACAUGCUUUAAUCUUGCUCACAUGUAGGAGUGGAGGUUUGAGCUGAUUUGAACAAUUAAUAUUUAAUUUAAUCUUGAUAUUUUGACAAGUGCAAUUUAUAAUUCAAAAGCUGUUGCUUGCAUUGUAACACGAAUUGAAGUUGGCGACUUUUUCCGUAGCGCCCAAACCUUACAUGUCCUCGCGCAGCUGCCUCCUAUUGGAAUAUUUAAGGACCUUGUGAUUAAAUUUUUUAAUGUGCCUGGAAGAUUUUGGUUUUGUUAAUCAAAAUUUGUUUUACCCUCAUCCGAAAUUAUUGUAUACCGGUACUCUAUUUCUUGCUUUGUUGUUUUUAACGAACCACAAACUUUAAUAUAAAUCGCACGGUCACGUCACUUGUAAAUGUCAUCACGUGUCCGAAUCAAUUACUUGCAGCCAAUGUUUUAAGAUUAUUGCUGUAUGCUUUGCGGAGCAUCUUAUGGGGAGGCUUUGCUCUUCUAAUGUUUGCUACGCAAGCGUUUUUUAUGCACUGUGGACCAUCAAAAUAGUGAAGGUAUAUUAACGUAAUGGUGCAUCCUUCCAUUAAAAUUGUAUGCGCGUCUGUUCCAUUAAUUAUUACAUCAUAUUUAGAUGGUUCUUACUUUUUCUGCUCGAUGCCAGGUAAAAUGCAGUCAUUAUUAGAAAUAUUUUCUUGCAGCAUUUAAUGAGCGCACACACAUGGUUCCUAACAACUUACGUGAAUCGAACAAAAUUCCAAAAUGUAAACAUUAAUUGUCAAUUCAGGUUAAAGAUUAUUAUGUUUCGUGUCACGAGCGAAAUGUAUAUUGGUAAAUGGGAUAUCUGUUGAACGUCUGAUGCGAGGGAUGCGUUGUUGCCUUGCGAUGUCAAACAUUCAUGUAUCUGUGGUGCAAGUCAUUCGUUGGUUAACUUUGAUUAUCUUGUGCAGGCCAUUCGUAAGAUUAUCUUGUGCAGGCCAUUCGUACGGCAGAACCGUCCUUUCUUGCCUCUCAUGUUUGAGCUCGUAUUAACACGUUGAGUACGGCGCGACGCACCGGUGUGUUACAGGGUAUUUUUUCCGGACAAAUCCGCUAUUUAUUUAUUUUUUUUCAAUUGUGUUUGCCGACAAAAAUGUCUGAUGGCAGUUCUACCUCAUAAAAUUUUGAAACUUACGGAAGGAAGGAAAUUUUAAUUUUUGCUCCGGAACCUACAAAUUUACUAGUGUAUUUUGAAUUAUAAGUCUUUCAAUCAGAAGAUUUGGCCGUUUUAGGCCAUCUGGCAGCGCUGGUCGGUUUUGCCGCCCUCAAUGUGUUAAGAUCGCUUGUUAAAGCUUUGCCACGUGCAUCAGAAGUAAUAGGUGUACGAGCGUCGCACCAACACGAGUUCAAUCGAUGCCUAUUUUAUUUCAAGGAGUUUAUGUACAGAAUUUAUUUCCUAGGUUAUUUACGAUGGAAUGUUUUUAAAUGCUAAUAUAAAUCGUGUUAAUUAAUAGCCCACUAAUAUGUUGUUGGUAUAACUCUAUGGAUUAGCAGUCAUCGUGGUAAAUUUAGUGUGAGUAAACCUGGCUGUUGGGGUC
Messenger RNA from Hyalella azteca, 3467 nucleotides. Its product is annotated as protein ILRUN-like. The record is from RefSeq and is a predicted model, not a curated record. Gene Ontology annotation, cellular component: phagophore assembly site. Gene Ontology annotation, molecular function: ubiquitin binding. Gene Ontology annotation, biological process: macroautophagy. Bases 311 to 1249 code for a protein of 312 amino acids. Lineage: Eukaryota; Metazoa; Arthropoda; Malacostraca; Amphipoda; Hyalellidae. The transcript is spliced from 4 exons.